This is a messenger RNA of Salvia splendens (bonfire salvia), 1374 nucleotides long. Its product is annotated as long-chain-alcohol O-fatty-acyltransferase-like. Bases 244 to 1269 code for a protein of 341 amino acids. Gene Ontology annotation, biological process: lipid metabolic process. The record is from RefSeq and is a predicted model, not a curated record. NCBI's taxonomy places the organism in Eukaryota, Viridiplantae, Streptophyta, Magnoliopsida, Lamiales, Lamiaceae. The transcript has a single exon.
UUAAAGCAGGACUGAAAUAAAAAAUAUUCAUUUACAAAUAUUUAUAAGUUUGUAAUUCACCCAAUGGUUAGGUAGCAUACCAAUCAACAUACAUAAAAUUAGGGCUCUCAAACAUUGCAUGACUUCUUUUACAUGUACUUAUAUUUUAGAUCCCAAAUAGCUCAUGCUUACUUCAUUCUUUCUUCUUAAAAACAUAGAUCCUAUCACACACACACACACACACACGCACGCAUACACACAGAGAUGGAGAUAGAUAUGAAGGAAGAGAUAAACAAUUUAAUCAUGGUAUUGUUCACAAUUGGUAUUUCAUCAAGCUACUGCUAUGGCAUAACUAAAUUGGUGAGAAAAGGUAUAAUCAGAUUCUUGUUGUUCUUACCUGUGCUAUACCUUCUCUACAUUCUUCCACUCUAUUUAAAGGCUCUCAUUUUCAAUAUUCCAAUUGCAUUUUUUGUAACAUGGCUAACCCCAUUCAAGCUUCUACAAUUGGUCUUUGACACUGGCCCACUCUCCAAUCCAUCCCUCUCUCUCCUCCAUUUUGUAACCAUUUUUUGUUUUCCCAUUAAGCCCCACCAAAAGCCCACCGGCCCAACCAAGCCCAAUCAGCCCAAUGACCUCACACACUAUGCUAUAAAGGUGCUUCUUUUCUUGCUCUUAACAAAAGUGGAGUAUUCCAAGCACAUGAUUCCUCAGAUGUUAAAUUCAUUCCUAAUAUGCAUCUAUUCUUACCUAGCAUUAGAAAUAACACUGGGGGCAUUCGCGGUCAUCGCUCGAUCUUUAAUAGGAAUCGACACCGACCACCCGUUCGAUCAUCCUUACCUCUCGACAUCACUGCAAGACUUUUGGGGCCGUAGGUGGAACCGUGUUGCCUCGAGUUGUUUAAAAUCCACUAUAUUUUUUCCCUUCCUGAAUGGCAUGAGCCGGAUAUUAGGCCGAAAAUGGGCUGCAAUCUCAGCCUCGGUGGUCACAUUUAUAGCGUCGGACGUCAUGCAUGAGAUCGUCUUUUACUAUAUGGACCGUGUGAGGUUUGGAUGGGGCUUGCCAACCUUCUUCAUUUUUCAAGGAAUUUGUGUUGUUAUAGAGAGCACAACAAAGAAGAAAAUAAAAACUACAUUGAGACUGCCUCAAAGAGUAAUUGGGCCUUUGAUAUUUGUAUGUGUUGUGACUACAUUUAUGUUGUUGGUCGUGCCAGAGUUGUUGGAGCACAGAGUUGAUGAUAGAGUUCUUGGAGAAUAUGUAGCUUUAGCUCAGUUUUUAAGGAUUCGGGCCUAGAUUGGGCUUGAAAUGGGCCGAUAUUUGUGUACAAUUUACAUGCACACACCUGCGGUUAUGUGGUCCAGAUUCAAAAUAUUAAAUAAAUGAAACAAUAUCAAUGUA